This is a messenger RNA of Cornus florida, 1038 nucleotides long. RefSeq lists its product as uncharacterized. Gene Ontology annotation, molecular function: nucleic acid binding; RNA-DNA hybrid ribonuclease activity. Bases 1 to 1038 code for a protein of 345 amino acids. NCBI's taxonomy places the organism in Eukaryota, Viridiplantae, Streptophyta, Magnoliopsida, Cornales, Cornaceae. The record is from RefSeq and is a predicted model, not a curated record. The transcript has a single exon.
AUGCAUUACUUCUCCCCCCCUUUGGAUUCCCGGGUUGUCAUUGUGGCCGACCUUAUCAACCAUGCUACUUUUAGUUGGAAAUCAGAUACUGUAAAACGCCUUUUUAAUUCACGGGAUAGUGAUCUUAUUCUCCAAAUUCCUCUCAGAAUCUCUCAAGGCUCUGACUCUCUUAUGUGGAAUGCUUCCCUAUCUGGCAACUUCACUGUCAAAAGUGCUUAUAAAGUGGCAUAUGCCUUAAAGCAUAAUUCUCCCUUGUUAGCCCCUCAAGCUUCCAGCAGUCAUGCUCAGGCUUUCAAACCCCUAUGGAAAAUUUUUUGGUCUAUCCCCACAAAGAGGAAAAUCCAAUUCUUCCUAUGGCAGUGCGCUCAUGAUAGAAUUCCAGUCCUCUCAAACCUCGAAGUUAGAGGUAUUGUCAAGGAUGCUAUCUGCAAGCGAAGUGGCCUUGAGCCUGAAUCCACAUUCCAUCUUCUCUGUAGAUGCCCCUCAUCUCUCAUGGUUUGGCGUAUUAGUUCCUUGCGGCUGUGUUUUGAUUCUAUUUGCAUUUUUUGGGCCACUCAAUGGAAUCUCCUUAUUGAUUCUUGGCAGCCUCUCCCUAAUGGCAAAUCCAAUUUAAGCCUUGCCUCCUUCAUCUAUUGGCAAAUUUGGAAGGCUCGCAACGAUUGGCACUUUAAUUCCACUCAUUGGAAUCCCAAAGCCAUUCUGGAUAGAAUUAUGCUUAAUUUUCAUGAACUCUCUAAUAUAUCCACCUUGGACACUCGCCUCCAUACUCAUCUCUCCCCUUCCUCCCCUCCUUCUCAUUGGGUUCCCCCUGCUGAAGGAAAAUUAAAACUUAAUAUUGAUGCUGCUUUCUCCUUCCCGUCCAAAUCAGCUGGCGGCGGAUUUGUCCUUCGUGAUCACAAAGGUAAAACAAUCAAAGUUGCUUCAGUUUUCUCGCCCUUUAUUUCUAACCCAGAAGUCGCUGAGUUCCACGUUCUCCGAGAAGGUCUUUCUCUCCUUAUCCACUGGGGCUAUUCUGAAGUCAUCAUUGAAGGGGACUGA